GCAUCGCCGCCAACCAACCACUUGAACAACCAACAACAACCGCUGGCUGGGACGACGGCGACGACGACGAUAUCACCUUUCCGGACAGGUGUCACCGACAAAAGCGAACACAAACGGAUCUCCCUCCUCCGGGCAACUGAGUUUGAACUCGUAAUUUGCCUGCCAAGACGUGCCCGAGCAAAACAAAGAAACAGAAAAGGGAGAAAAAUCAGUUCAGCAAAAAGUCAAGAAGCUAUUAUGGGGUUGUGAAACUGAAGCUGCAAAAGCUCCGAGGAAAGUAGUGGUGAGUUCUGGGGUUUAAGUGCGCAGAUCCCCCGGAUGAAGACGGUGUUUAGAGUCCUGCGGGGGUGCGGUGGUGGUGAGGGGUAAAAGGUGCAAAAAGUAUUGUGUGCUUCCGCUGAUGUUCCACGAAGUCCCGAACUGUUAUUGUUGGAGUGCGAGGGGGGGCUUUUGUUUCCACUAGCAGUCAGUGGUGGAGAAAUCGAAUCAUUUGGGUUCGGUGUAUCGUGUUUCGACUCGGGGAGACGUGAAGCGCGGAGAGACGGCAGGCGUGUUACGAUUGCUGAUUAAAUUUAAGAACUUUUCUUCAACUGGCGGCGGCUUCGCCCGAGAUAAUGCACCGUAGCUGAGCAGAGCACUCGACCCGCAGCAGCCCAAUCCAAACGCAAACCAUAGAAAAAUCAAGAGAAUGACGACAGCAUCAUCCACCGGUGAACCGCGAGGACGACGCCGACGAGCAGCAGCCCCACACCAGCGGGCUGCUGGCAGCAUCGGCAACAACAGCAGCAGCAGCAAUAGCAGCAGGGGCCCUGACAGGACACACCUCGCGAGCAGAGGCAAGAGCAGAAGCACCUUCACAGCGGCCAUGUCAAAGAGGAGGAAAAUUGUUUACGGCUGGUUUAAUUUCAUCUUCUUAUGCUGGAUAAUGCUCACCGAACAGUUCGUUAGCGUGCUUAGCCUUAAGGAUUUGAAAAUCUUCGUUCCGGAUGCAGUCAUCAUGGGAAAUGCAGCAACACUGACGUGCCAAUUCGAGCUGGAAAAGGCAUCCCUCUACUCGGUGCGGUGGUACUUCGAGGGAGAGGAAUUCUACCGGUACGUGCCGAAGGAGUCGCCCCCGGCAAGGACGUUCCCAGUUUCCGGCAUCACAGUCGACGAAACCCAGUCGGACUCGCAGUCGGUAACUCUGCGUGGUGUAACCCGUGACCUAACCGGGCAGUUCCAGUGCGAAGUGUCCGAGGAUGCACCACUUUUCCACACCGACAUUCGACUCGCCCGGAUGCAGGUGGUGGAACUGCCCAAAGAAGACCCCCAGAUGCAGCUGGAAAAAACUCACAUCACGACCGGCGAUAGCUUUCGGGCCAUAUGCACGGUGGGUACGUCCUUCCCGUCGGCCAACAUCACCUGGUACAUCAAUUCUAAGAAGAUCCACCGUUCCCCCUACCAACGAAUUACGUACCGUUCGUACGAGGGAACUCCGACGUUCUCCUCGUUGGACAUGUACCCGCACAGCCAAGUGCUGCAGGACAUCUACCAGUCGAUGCCCCCGAUGCAGACGAGCCUGGCGAUCAUGUGCGAAAUCUCGAUCCUGCACAUCUACACCAAAAGUGUCCACAAGAUGCUCAUCGUGAGCGAUCUGGUGACGACGGUUUCACCUUCGCUGUUGGGUCUGGACGGGUCGCACAACCGACGAAACGGUGACCCGGACAACUCGGCGCUGACGGUAAGUGCUGCCACGGUGGGCAGCGGUGCCGCCCUUUGGUGGGUUCUGGCGGUGGCCGUAGUGUACCAGCGCUGGGCGAAUUCUGAGCGGGGCUUGUGAUGGGAUACGGAGGCGGUGUAAAUAGGUUUAGGAAACGUUGAGCUGUUGAACAGAAUUGGAUCCGGUUGAUAGGAAUGGUGACGCGGUCGAAAGCAAACACACACACAGAUACUUAGGAGCGAGUCGCGGCACUUGGAAAUAUUAUAUUUAUACAAAACGGUAUAUAGGAAUAAAAUAGGAUACAGGCAAGGACGGGGAGAGAACCUGUUGAAGUGUACAUGUAAUAUAUAUAUGUAUUUGAGCUUUUUUACCAAGGCGGACUAUUACGGUUGCUUUAAGGAUGUAACGGUUGGGCAUACUAAGAAGGAUACAGCGGGAAGUAGUUUACAAUGUU
Molecule: messenger RNA, 2153 nt
Organism: Armigeres subalbatus
Lineage: Eukaryota; Metazoa; Arthropoda; Insecta; Diptera; Culicidae
Gene: beat-VI
Exons: 7
Coding region: 689-1819 (376 amino acids)
Source: RefSeq, a predicted model, not a curated record